This is a messenger RNA of Apodemus sylvaticus (European woodmouse), 3258 nucleotides long. It is a transcript of the gene Icos, whose product is annotated as inducible T cell costimulator. NCBI's taxonomy places the organism in Eukaryota, Metazoa, Chordata, Mammalia, Rodentia, Muridae. Bases 56 to 658 code for a protein of 200 amino acids. The record is from RefSeq and is a predicted model, not a curated record. The transcript has 5 exons. Gene Ontology annotation, biological process: cell-cell adhesion; T cell tolerance induction; T cell costimulation.
GACUUCACUGACACUUUUGAGCACUGGAGGGGAAGACUGCAGCUUCCUGGCAGACAUGAAGCCAUACUUCUGGUGUGUCUUUGUCUUCUGCUUCCUAAUCAGACUUUUAACAGGAGAAAUCAAUGGCUCGGCCAAUGACAGGAUGUUUUCAUUUUACAAUGGAGGUGUACAGAUUUCUUGUAAAUAUCCCGAGAAUGUCCAGCAGUUAAAAAUGCGGUUGUUCAAAGAGAAAGAAGUCCUCUGUGACCUCACCAAGACCAAGGGAAGCGGAAAUGUGGUGUCCAUCAAGAAUCCGAUGGUCUGUCAUUAUCAGCUGUCCAACAACAGUGUCUCUUUUUUCCUAAAUAACCCAGACAGCUCCCAGGGCAGCUAUUACUUCUGCAGCCUGUUGAUUUUUGACCCACCUCCUUUUCAGGAAAGGAACCUUAGUGGAGCAUAUUUGCAUAUUUAUGAAUCCCAGCUCUGCUGCCAGCUGAAGUUCUGGUUACCCAUAGGAUGUGCAGCUCUUGCUGUGGUACUCCUCUUUGGAUGUAUACUUAUCAUCUGGUUUGCAAAAAAGAAGUACAGAUCCAGCGUGCACGACCCUAAUAGUGAAUACAUGUUCAUGGCGGCAGUCAACACAGCCAAAAAGUCCAGAGUUGCAGGUGUGACUUCAUAAGCUGGAACACGGGAACCCAUGGAGAAACCACGCCAACUAGUUCCCCUGAAACUUGAACCGAGAAAUUCUUCUAUUUUCUGGACCACAGAGCAUUUGACUGGACUUAACUACAGAUGACAUCUGCUGGUGCUUUGUUUGUCUGGAUCAGUGACUAUCAGUCACUCAGAACUUCAGCAGACUGGUCUGGGUUUGCUGAGUCCUUUUAAGGCAAACCCCUUCGUAUAGAAGGUUCAGCUCAUACGUAUUCAACAAACAGACCUCACUGGGAAUGAAUGCCCCUCUCUCUGUGCCUGCUUCUGGCUAUGCACCAACCAGGAAAACAUACAGAUCUCUAGCAUUUUUAUAAAAACGCCAGGGGUAUGAAUCUGCAAAGCAUACAGGUCGUCAAAGGCCACCAUCUGUCCUCAUUUUUCAGAUUGCAUUCUCUUUCCAUAGAGAUCAGCAUUCCUUCUAGAAUCAGACAGUAGAGGGAGAUGUGUCACAAUGGAAACUCUUGUGUUUCUGAGCUGUUGAUGUAUAUACUUCACUGAACUCAUGCAUUAGUACCAACAUAUUCUCUUCCAACUUCUAGACUCCAGCUGACCACUGCUUCAGGGCUUAAAUGCUGGCUCUUGCUUUCAAGUUUCCCCUUAAAGAUGCUUCCGCAUAUCUGCUUGGCAACCUGCAGCCACCCUGAAUAGGAAGUUCAGCCUACAUUUUCCCCCUUUGCUGCUUGGAAAAAAAUUAGUAGAUGUGAUUUUUCCCAUAUUCUCCCUGCCAAAGUAAUAUUUUUUCAGCAAAGACAUCUAAAUUCAGUUAAUAUGGUUUACUGUGUUGGUAUUAGUGGUAGUAAACAUUUCUUAGAAUCAAAAGCAAAUUAAUUUUGCUGUGGUAUUUCUUACCAUUGUGUUUCCAUGGUAUUAUUAAUCACAAGCUUUGCUAUUUUUGUAGAUAAUAUUAACGUUGCAAGCAAGCAGAGCAACCCUCGGUUAAUGGGCAAACAUUCUCCUGGGGUAGAAUGAAUUAUCUAUUUAGCUUGAAUGCUGUGGUUUCUGGGGGUGGCUGCCAGACUACAGCCAUGCUUUGCUCUGGGUUUGACAGGUUGAAAUAGUCCUGCAUGAGCCUGGAGCAGCACUCCAGACUACUGGAGUCCCAAAGUUGGGAGGGGCCAUUGAGCCUGGGACAAGCUGCUCCUUCAGUUUCUAGGAUCUGGGAAGAAGUGCAGAAGGGCCAAGGCAGAGUUCCCUCUCCUAGAAACUGUGCAGCCUGGAAGUCAGCCCUGGCACUUCAAGAUAGCCUUCUUUAGAACAAGAGUUAGCUGGAAGGGUCUGAAGUGUAAACAGCGUAGGAUUGCUCAGAGCUGGGCCAUUUUCUCCACUUUCCUCAUCUGCAUGUCCAAGACUUCUGCAACAGGCAAUGUGUAUGCAACAUAAAACAAAACAAAACAAAACAAAACAAAAAAAACAAAAACAAAAACCCCCAACCCCCCAAACUUAAAGUAAAAUAGGACUGCUUCAAAGUUUUAAGUUAUAGUUGCUUACUUACAGUUCACUUUAGAAGUGUGUAUCAAUAUGUACUUAUUACGUUAAGCAUGUGUAAUGCUGGCUAUGUACAGUACAGUACUGAACUUGUAAUUUGAAUCAAGUAUGGUGUUCUCUCUCUUCAGAUGACUUGGGUAGCCUGGCUGGCUUUGUGAGGACAUUCCCCAAGUUGGAUGGACCUUUCUGUGUGAGGGUGAGGGUGAGGGUGCUUUAGUAUGUUCAACACUGAACACCUAACAAUGAAUUCUUGAAGAACAAAAUUUCUGUGAAAUAAAGUCUGGCUUAAAGAAGAGCCACUUGGUUAGCAAUACUACUAAGUGAAAGCUAGGCAUUCGUGUGCAGCAAUGGCUAUAACCUCGCUGUUAACCUCUGGGGGCGAAGAAGUGAUGACCACAUGCAAAUUUGUCCUUGCUCUCCCAUGACCUUGUGUGCUGCAUAACAUAGUUGCUCCCUUUGCUUCGCUGUUCUCCUUUUAAACUCUGAGAUAUCCACAAGCUAUGAAAGAGUCGGGAGCACAGGAAAAAGUGUGUUCUGCGCCUGAGUUAGUUUCUGCAUUGACCUCCUGGCCCCACAGAAUAGUGCCUAUUUCCUAUGGAAAUGAAGGCUGUACAGAAAAUUAACACUGAUAUGUUACUACCCUCUAGCCUUCGGUCUGCAUUCGAGAUCUUCCUCUCACUUCUAGGACGUAGUUUGUAGGAGCUGAAGGUUCUGCUGGGGACGUCCCUUUGUGUUCGGUUGUCCUGUCUCUGGAGUGGUCUUCAGUCUGGACAGUUCUCUUCAGUCUGCAGCCUGGGCUCUUUUGCAGAUCACAUGCCAUUAUUUCUAUAUGAAAGCCAUGUAGAAUGCUUCUUUUUGGGGGGAGGGUCACUCUGAUGUUUCUUCAUGAAUGAAAUGCGGUUAUUUGUCCUUAGCAGAGAGAACACAGAAGUGGUGUUGCUCCUCAUAUGGCAGUCGACAUUUUGUUUUGUCAAGUUACUGCCAAUAUUUGUUUUCUUCUCUUGACUAAGCUCCUGUCAAACUUCUCCAUUGUAAAGGGAUUCUGUCCCCCAACAGCCAAUAAAUGUGCUUUGUAAGAAAGUA